AUGUUGGCCUUUCUCAGCAUAUUGUGUCUCCUAAUCCCCCUAUAUUGCAUCUACAAGCCACCCCAGAUCAUCAUCCGCUACCUCCAACGUCGGUGGCCCGACGUGCUCUUCCACGUCCCAACAGAAGAAAAGGUGGUCGCGCUCACUGUUGACGACGCCCCUUCGCCACACACAGCAGAAAUCCUUCGCCUGUUGCAGUUGCACAAUGCAGCAGCGACUUUUUUCUUGAUUGGAUCCCAGAUCUCGGCUCACGAAGAUAUCCUGGUCGAUCUCGUUCGAGCUGGCAAUGAACUCGCGAACCAUGCGAUGUAUGACGAGCCGUCGCGUGCACUGAGUGACGAGGCACUGAGAGACCAAAUCCGCACUGUGCAUGCCCAAAUUGAAGUAGCAUAUGCGGCGGCUGGGACUCAAACACAGCCAGAGAAUUGGCUCUUUCGUCCUGGGUCGGGGUUCUUUAGCUCACGAAUGAGACUGGUGGUCAAGGAUUUGGGUUAUCGCUUGGUCCUUGGGGAUGUUUAUCCGCAUGAUCCCCAGGUUCCCUACUGGACACUCAAUGCCCGUCAUAUUCUCAGCAUGGUCAAACCGGGGAGCAUCAUUAUCUGCCAUGACCGCCGAGAGUGGACGGUGCCAAUGCUUCAGAAGGUGCUGCCGGAACUCAGUCGCAGGGGUUACCGCGUUGUGACGGUCUCCAGCUUGUUGAGCAAUUCAUAA
This is a messenger RNA of Penicillium nucicola, 711 nucleotides long. RefSeq names its product chitin deacetylase CDA4. Gene Ontology annotation, molecular function: hydrolase activity, acting on carbon-nitrogen (but not peptide) bonds. The record is from RefSeq and is a predicted model, not a curated record. The transcript has a single exon. Gene Ontology annotation, cellular component: membrane. Lineage: Eukaryota; Fungi; Ascomycota; Eurotiomycetes; Eurotiales; Aspergillaceae. Gene Ontology annotation, biological process: carbohydrate metabolic process. Bases 1 to 711 code for a protein of 236 amino acids.